AUGGAGGAAAAAUUGGAAGACUGCUGGAAACAACAUGGUGGAUCAAUGUCAACUUGGACGCAGAAAUUUAAUGGAAAUCAGACAUAUGCCUUGCUGAAACCUCAAGCAAUAGAUGCAAUGUUUGAUUUAUUUCCGAGUACUCCACAAUUGGAGCACUUAAGAACAGCAGCAAAACAUCUCGGAAUUAUAAUGAGCAUAAAACUGAGCGAUCUGAUGCCGAUGAUCAUGCCAAAUUCGACGCAUCGUUGAAAGGAUUUUGCUCUGAACUCAUUGCCGCGGUUCCUGAAGACCAUCCGAUUGUCAAAUUCCAUAUGCUCGAUAAACAUGUACCAGAUUUCGUAAAGAUGUUUGAUUCUUGGGCUUUUGUUUCGGAACAAGGAGGGAAGGAAUCUAUGCAUAUGUUAAUGCCCUAUUCAGACAGUGAGUUUUUGUCAAAACAUUCUGACAACAAAUCUCAUUUUUCAGUUAUGCUUCGGCGAAAAAUCCAGAACUUAUUCUUAGAAGAGUCUUCACCAGAAUUCUGCUAA
This is a messenger RNA of Caenorhabditis angaria, 527 nucleotides long. The record is from the annotation of a GenBank genome assembly. NCBI's taxonomy places the organism in Eukaryota, Metazoa, Nematoda, Chromadorea, Rhabditida, Rhabditidae.